Molecule: messenger RNA, 1605 nt
Organism: Mesocestoides corti
Lineage: Eukaryota; Metazoa; Platyhelminthes; Cestoda; Cyclophyllidea; Mesocestoididae
Source: the annotation of a GenBank genome assembly
AUGGCAAAACGUGGGAGCAUUCGGCGGGGGUUUGGUGGUGAAUACCGGAAACCGGAUCCAUCUGCUGCCGCAUCCCCUCGCACUCCUCGCCCAGCCCCGCAAAGGAACCGAACUCCCGCGGUACCCCAACUGCCCGCCUCUUCCGCAUCUCCUGGGGUCAACUUCAUUCCCGACCGAGCGAACGCGUCGUUCGGGGACAUUUUUACAGCUGUUCUUGGCUCCAAGCUUGCCAGUCAAUCAGUUCCCAAGAAGCCUCAAGUGCAAAGCACACAAGAUGUCGAGCCCCCACCCCCACCUGAACAGCGACUCGGAACCGAGAAAAGGACUCCUACCUCGCCUGCUUAUCUAGAGCCGACGACAUUUGUUUGCCGCCCAAGAGAAGACCGGGAGAGGCAGUUGGAUACACGGUGUCUGCGAAUUAUCCGGAAGUUGAACGCCUACACGGAAUAUCAGGAAAUUGUGCGACGUUUCGCAAGCCAGGAUGGUGAUGAAGAUGUCGACGUUUCGACACAAGGAUGUGUUGACAAAUCAAAGCUUCGAUCGUCGUGUGGUUUGAGGGCCUACCUGCUGAAAAUUUUGCGUCUAAAAGAGCCCCGACAUUCUUUGGCGGUUAGCCAGACAACACUACUCUGUUCUGACAAAUUGUUUGCCGCAUUCAGUACCAGACGAAUUACCCGGGGAAACAGCACCCUAGACCAUCCGAGUGAACUAGAAGAUAGCUGGACCCUCGAUCGGUCGAUGACCAAUGCGUCACCAGGACAUUCAACGAACCUGACCCCUGAGACCCUCUUGCGUCGGCUGGCACGUAGCCUGUCAACUCGUCUGGCUCACAAGAGAAACCUUCUUGAACAUGCCACCAACAAUGUCACAGAAUUGGAGAAGGAGACUGACGUGGUCCGUUGUGUUCUGCGCAAAGUAGCCGAGGCCAUCCCUCAAAUGCGGACGGAAGUGGACGCCUGCUACUUCCACAUUCCCCACACCUCCCCAUCGCCGGCGGAACCGGUAGAAAUGAAGGUAUGUCAGGUGCCUUCCGCUGGCAGACUGCCACCGGGUCGCCGAGUGCUCACACAAGACGUGACAUCCAACCUGUCGGCUCGUUUUGACCGACUCCUCUCCAGCCAAACCUCGGUCCUCGAACUCCUUUGUCAGUUAACACGACGAUUGUAUUCGGUCGAACGACGCAUCGAGUCUUUCCCCCUACAAAGCCGCCGACAGCAGCUGAAGGAGCAGAUCAACGAGGCCCAGCGUCUGCGCGAUGACCUUGAGAACACCAAGGCUCGUCUCCUCACUGGCCUUCAGUACCAAUUUUACGUUCUUCAUGACAGUCAGGCCAAAUCGGAUGACGUCAAGUCGAACGAGACCUCAUUUUCCAUGUCAGACGGUCAAGAGUGCUACAACUCAAGCGGUCGGUCUUCGCCCUCAAGUCUUCCCCGAAGUGGGACCGAUUCUGCUGUGUGCUUGGCUGAAUUUGUUUCUCGCCACCUCGUCAAAUAUCUUCAGGCCCUUCUCAUUAAAUUGUCCCUUGAAGCAGAGAUAUUUCAUGAUCAAGAGGUUGUUGACUGUAUCGGUGAGCACCUUCGGCUGGUGGCAAGUUUUUCUCCCUAG